This is a messenger RNA of Penaeus monodon (black tiger shrimp), 1637 nucleotides long. RefSeq lists its product as uncharacterized. The transcript has 8 exons. The coding region runs from base 338 to 1387 and encodes 349 amino acids. NCBI's taxonomy places the organism in Eukaryota, Metazoa, Arthropoda, Malacostraca, Decapoda, Penaeidae. The record is from RefSeq and is a predicted model, not a curated record.
GAUGGCAGCUUGUGGUCUGCGGGGGAGAAGACUCUGAAUCGUCGCUCACUUGUUUUCUCGUCGGCCAUUCCGUCUCCGAGCUUCACGGGUGCCGGUUACGCGGGAGGUGAAUUACGGCAUUAAAGUAAAGUGCUUUAGGACGGCGUUGCUUUUUAAAAUUUCAGUUUUUAAAAUUUUACUUGUCUUUAUUUAUGCCGAUACUCUCGUUAGACUAUAUAUAUUAUCAUAUGGACUAGCAUUGCGAGCUGGAGGAAGUUCAAGGGGUACGAGCCUAUAGUUAUUCAUUCUCCCUUUUCCUCUUCUUUUUUUGUGGCGAUUCGGAAAAAAAAUAGACACAAUGAGGAACAACAAACCUAAAAUGUGCAUCGGGAUGCUCGUUAUGGCUGCCCUGCUGACCAGCGCCCACGCUGACACCGUCUCAGCUGUCAAUCAAGCCGAAAGAUUUCUAUCGCUGUUCUCAGUCGUGAGGUUCAAGAACACUGCGUGCACCGGCUCUUCUGGCGACUCGGGGACCUGUUACGCCAAACAUUCCUGUCUUCUCAACGGCGGCAGCCUGGAGGGCACCUGCGCAGGCGGCUUCGGGAACUGCUGCGUCACAAAGAUCGGGUGCGGCGGAGUUACCAGAAAUAACUGCACCUACAUACAGAGUCCAGGUUACCCGUCUACCUUCAGUACGGCCAUGACGUGUACGCAGACGAUCAGUUUCAAUAGCGACGUCUGUCAACUUAGACUUGACGUGACUGAGGUUGACCUCGCUCCGCCCGACAACUCCGGAAUGUGUCUUGAGGACGUCCUCACCUUCUCGCAAGAUACGAAGUGGUCGCAGGUUUGCGGGACGACUCUCAACACCCAUUACUACCUGGACGUGGACCCAACAACGAGCACAAAGGUCGAUUUUACCUUCAACAUCGGCGCCGGGACUUACCCCCGGAAGUGGAAGAUCAAAGUAUCGCAAAUCUGUUGCGACCAACUCUCCAUGGCUCCCAUGGGGUGCGGGCAGUACUUCACCUCGACCACGGGGACCAUUAAGGCUUGGAACGCAGACGGGAGCAACCGCGUCUACCUCCAUGGCCAAAACUACGCCAUUUGUCUCAGGAAGGAACUGGAUCGGUGCUCGAUCACCUACACGGAGACGAUGGACGACUGGUUCCUGCCGCGCUGUGGAGACACGCUCGAAUUCCCGUUUUCUAUCAUCCAGUCAAACAACCCCUCCACAGGGGAGACUUGCCUCGAUUUCGCCGGCAUCAGGCCCGUCCUUCAACCCGCGACGGCCAGUCUGCAGGGUCCGCAACAAAUAUACUUCGUGACAGGUGAUGGCGGAAAUGACCAUUUUGGCGUCGGGCAAAACUCCAACCUGGAUCUUGAAUUUUCUCAGGGUGCUUGCUAAGGAGGCCACGGGGAUCUCUGAUGUUAUCAUCGUUUUUGUUGUUUGUUGUUGGUUGAAUGCAUAUAUAUCUUUAUUUAUCUAUUCGCUUAGUUGUUGUUGUUGUUGUUGUUGUUGUUGUUUGUUGAAUGCAUAUAUAUAUAUAUUUAUUUAUUUAUUCGCUUUAGUGUUAUGGUAGUAUUUAUAUGAUGUAAGUUGCCUCUGCUAGAUCUGUCUUCAUUUAUGGUUAGUGAAUAUAAUGUGAGAAAUAUGU